Molecule: messenger RNA, 1195 nt
Organism: Neltuma alba
Lineage: Eukaryota; Viridiplantae; Streptophyta; Magnoliopsida; Fabales; Fabaceae
Product: nuclear transcription factor Y subunit C-1
Exons: 2
Coding region: 228-890 (220 amino acids)
Biological process (GO): regulation of transcription by RNA polymerase II
Cellular component (GO): nucleus
Molecular function (GO): DNA-binding transcription factor activity, RNA polymerase II-specific; RNA polymerase II cis-regulatory region sequence-specific DNA binding; protein heterodimerization activity
Source: RefSeq, a predicted model, not a curated record
AGAGAGAAAGGGGAAGAGGGGGAGAGAGAGAUCCCGGUCGGCUGGGUUGUAUUGUACCUUAUCCCAUCCAUCCGAGCAUCACAUUCCAAUAAUCCAAUACGAAUACGUUUGGGUUUGUUGUCUGCCACACAAAAAUCAGAAAUCCCCCUGAAUUUUCGUUCACCCUUCGAUCAAACCCUCGAAGAAGAACACGCCCAUUUGGCCAAUUCUGGAGAAUCCUUUGCCCCAUGGAGAACAACCAGCACCAGCAAGCCCAGUCCUCCCCGUACCCACCUCAAACCCCUGCUCCUCCUCCUUUCCACCACCUUCUCCAGCAGCAGCAGCAGCAGCUCCAGAUGUUCUGGUCUUACCAGCGCCAAGAAAUCGAGCAUGUCAACGAUUUCAAGAACCACCAGCUCCCCCUUGCUCGAAUCAAGAAGAUCAUGAAGGCCGACGAGGACGUCCGCAUGAUCUCCGCCGAGGCCCCCAUUUUGUUCGCCAAGGCCUGUGAGCUUUUCAUCCUUGAGCUCACCAUUCGAUCUUGGCUCCAUGCCGAGGAGAACAAGAGGAGGACCCUCCAGAAGAAUGACAUAGCCGCUGCCAUCACCAGGACUGAUAUCUUUGAUUUCUUGGUCGAUAUUGUGCCCAGAGAUGAGAUCAAGGACGAGGCUGGCCUUGGUGGCAUUGUGGGUACCACGGCCAGUGGUGUUCCUUACUAUUAUCCUCCCAUGGGCCAACCUGCUGGCCCUCCAGGAGGCAUGAUUAUUGGACGGCCGGCCGUGGAUCCCACCGGAGUGUACGUGCAACCUCCAUCGCAGGCUUGGCAGUCGGUAUGGCAGACAGCCGGUGAGGAUGGAUCAUAUGGUAGCGGUGGCAACAGUGGACAGGGCAACCUUGAUGGUCAGAGUUGAGCAGCGAUUAUUGCGAAUGAUGCCGGUGUUGACUGUUGGGGUUAUGAAGUUGGUGGCGUUGUGCUUGGAAUUUUUGAUUGCUUGUGAUUUAGAAAUGCUUUGUUAACUAUUAAUUUAUACAGGAUGACGUUUCAAACCUGUUAACUUGAUCCAGCAAUUAAACAACAUCAUGAUUUAACUGUUUGAUGUACAAAUAUCCGUAACUGAUGAACACUGAUCUUCUUGUGUCUAACGCAUCAGCAACAUGUUUGACAUGACCCCUUCUAUCCCUGAGAAGUAUUUUUAUGUCAUUACUUGGAUUUGUA